AAAACCCGACCUCCACGGUCACUUUCACUUUCAGUCUCACUUUCGGAUCUCUCUCUUUCCCAUCUCUUACACCCCAUUUCCAAUCUCCAGGAUUUUAGAUAUGGCGGAUGCAAAACCAGGAUUGAGGAAGCCAGUGUUUACCAAGGUUGAUCAGCUUCGUCCAGGGACCAGUGGCCACACUUUAACUGUGAAGGUGGUCAACACUAAGAUGGUGAUGCAGAAAGGUGGUUCUCAACCCCGUCAAAUGCGAAUUGCUGAAUGUUUGGUUGGUGAUGAGACUGGAAUGAUCAUAUUCACUGCAAGAAAUGAUCAAGUGGAUUUGAUGAAAGAGGGAACUACUGUCAUCCUGCGUAAUGCCAAAAUUGACAUGUUCAAAGGAUCAAUGAGGCUUGCUGUGGACAAGUGGGGCCGUGUGGAAGUCACGGAACCUGCUAAUUUCACUGUUAAGGAGGAUAAUAACUUGUCCUUGAUUGAGUAUGAACUAGUCAAUGUUGUUGUUGAAUGAAUGCCUUGUUGGGACAUCCUGGAAUUUGUGCUGGGUUCUAAUGAGAAUAAAAACUAAUCCAACAAAGAAAUCUUCUUUUUGUCUAUGGGACAUCUCAUAGUUCUCAUCACAAUCCACCUUACUUUAGGAAUAGAGAUUUAAGAAGCCAAUAGUAUUAACAGUUGCUUCUUACUGUUGCAAUAGACUCAGUGGAUCUUGGAGUUUCAACCACUUAACAGAUGGUGGCUGUAAGUUCUAGAUCAUGCUUUUUGUUAUGGUAUCUAUUUACAUUUUGGAUUAUGUGUAUGUUCAUCUACCAUGGAUUAUAUGUAUCAGAAUAUUUUAUAUGGCGGGUGAGUGUUUAUAUUUAAUGUAUUCCUUUGUUAGUCU
Messenger RNA from Abrus precatorius (Indian licorice), 874 nucleotides. RefSeq lists its product as uncharacterized. Lineage: Eukaryota; Viridiplantae; Streptophyta; Magnoliopsida; Fabales; Fabaceae. The transcript has 3 exons. The record is from RefSeq and is a predicted model, not a curated record. The coding region runs from base 101 to 505 and encodes 134 amino acids.